CGAUUUAUCGUAAACAAAAGAGAGGCGCACCGACCCGGAAGUUGAAACUGGAGCAGGGGCGGGAGUAGCUCGGAGGGCCGGCAGUGAGGGGGCCAGGUGGGAGUAGCUCCGAAGGCCCGCUGUGAGGGGCCGGGGGAAGCCGUAGCCAUGGCGGUGGCUGUGGCCAUGGCGGGAGCCGUACCCGGGACAGAGCUAGGCCCCGCGGAAGAACUCGCCAAACUCGAGUAUCUGUCUUUGGUGUCAAAGGUUUGCACCGAACUGGACAAUCACUUGGGUAUCAACGACAAGGAUCUGGCUGAAUUUGUGAUCAGUCUUGCUGAGAAAAAUACCACCUUUGAUACUUUCAAGGCUUCACUGGUCAAAAAUGGUGCAGAAUUCACGGAUUCUCUCAUUAGUAACUUGCUGCGUCUCAUACAAACCAUGCGGCCUCCAGCAAAGCCUUCUACUAGCAAAGAUCCAGUUGUUAAGCCCAAAACUGAAAAAGAAAAGCUGAAGGAACUCUUCCCAGUCCUUUGCCAACCAGACAACCCUUCUGUUCGGACCAUGCUGGACGAGGAUGACGUGAAAGUCGCUGUGGAUGUCCUGAAAGAACUGGAGGCCUUGAUGCCCAGUGCAGCAGGCCAGGAGAAGCACAGAGACUCCGAGCACCGGGACAAGGCCAAGAAAAAGAAGCGCAGCCGGAGCCGAGAGCGAGACCGUGACCGCGAGCGAGAACGAGAACGUGAUAGAGACCAUAAGCGGAGACACCGGUCCCGCUCUCGAUCACGUUCCCGGACCCGGGACAGGAAUAAGGGGAAGUCUAGAUACCGGUCCAGAAGCAGAAGUCAGAGUCCCCCCAGAGAUCGGAAAGACCGAGACAAGUAUGGGGAGCGGAAUCUGGACAGAUGGCGGGAUAAGCACGUGGACCGCCCUCCCCCAGAAGAGCCUGCCAUUGGGGACAUUUACAACGGCAAGGUUACCAGCAUCAUGCAGUUUGGAUGUUUUGUGCAGCUGGAAGGACUGAGGAAGCGGUGGGAAGGCCUGGUCCACAUCUCUGAGCUCCGGCGGGAAGGCCGUGUGGCCAAUGUGGCUGACGUGGUAAGCAAAGGCCAGAGGGUCAAGGUCAAAGUGUUGUCCUUCACCGGGACCAAAACCAGCUUGAGCAUGAAGGAUGUGGAUCAAGAGACCGGAGAAGAUCUAAACCCAAAUCGACGGCGGAAUCUUGUCGGGGAGACCAACGAGGAGACCUCUAUGAGGAAUCCCGACAGGCCCACCCACCUGUCCCUCGUCAGUGCCCCUGAAGUAGAGGAUGACUCACUAGAGCGCAAGCGCCUUACCCGCAUCUCUGACCCAGAGAAGUGGGAGAUCAAGCAGAUGAUUGCUGCCAAUGUCCUUUCCAAGGAAGAGUUCCCAGACUUUGAUGAAGAGACUGGCAUUCUGCCUAAAGUGGAUGAUGAAGAAGAUGAGGACCUUGAGAUCGAGCUGGUCGAAGAAGAGCCUCCAUUCCUGCGAGGGCACACCAAGCAAAGCAUGGACAUGAGCCCUAUCAAGAUCGUUAAGAAUCCAGAUGGCUCCCUCUCCCAAGCAGCGAUGAUGCAGAGUGCCUUGGCCAAAGAAAGGCGGGAACUUAAGCAAGCACAGCGGGAAGCUGAGAUGGAUUCUAUUCCCAUGGGACUCAACAAACAUUGGGUUGAUCCUCUGCCUGAUGCGGAAGGCAGGCAGAUUGCUGCUAACAUGAGGGGUAUUGGGAUGAUGCCCAAUGACAUUCCCGAGUGGAAGAAGCAUGCCUUUGGGGGCAACAAAGCUUCAUAUGGAAAAAAGACCCAGAUGUCAAUCAUUGAACAGAGGGAGAGCCUGCCCAUCUACAAGCUGAAGGAGCAGCUGGUCCAGGCUGUCCAUGACAAUCAGAUCCUGAUUGUUAUUGGAGAGACAGGGUCUGGGAAGACCACGCAGAUCACCCAGUACCUGGCGGAGGCGGGCUACACUUCCAGGGGCAAGAUUGGAUGUACCCAGCCUAGACGAGUAGCGGCCAUGUCUGUGGCCAAAAGAGUGUCAGAGGAGUUCGGUUGUUGCUUAGGCCAAGAGGUGGGGUACACUAUUCGAUUUGAGGACUGCACCAGCCCAGAAACAGUCAUCAAGUACAUGACAGACGGGAUGUUGCUCCGAGAGUGCCUGAUCGACCCCGACCUCACUCAGUAUGCAAUCAUCAUGUUGGAUGAGGCGCAUGAGAGAACAAUUCACACUGAUGUGCUCUUUGGAUUGCUGAAAAAGACGGUUCAGAAACGGCAGGACAUGAAACUGAUUGUCACCUCAGCCACCUUGGAUGCUGUGAAGUUUUCUCAGUACUUCUAUGAAGCUCCCAUCUUUACCAUCCCAGGUCGAACAUACCCAGUGGAAAUAUUGUACACAAAGGAACCUGAAACCGAUUAUCUCGAUGCCAGCUUGAUCACGGUCAUGCAGAUCCACUUAACAGAACCACCAGGUGAUAUCCUGGUCUUCCUGACUGGUCAGGAAGAGAUUGAUACUGCUUGCGAGAUCCUGUAUGAAAGAAUGAAAUCCCUGGGACCUGAUGUUCCAGAACUGAUUAUCCUCCCAGUGUAUUCUGCUCUCCCCAGUGAGAUGCAGACCCGAAUCUUUGACCCAGCUCCACCUGGCAGCAGAAAGGUCGUGAUUGCCACCAACAUUGCGGAGACAUCGCUGACUAUUGAUGGCAUUUACUAUGUGGUGGACCCUGGAUUCGUGAAGCAGAAGGUGUACAAUUCUAAGACAGGGAUUGACCAGCUCGUGGUGACUCCUAUUUCUCAGGCUCAGGCAAAGCAACGAGCUGGCAGAGCUGGGAGAACAGGCCCAGGGAAGUGUUACAGGCUGUACACAGAACGUGCCUACCGAGAUGAAAUGCUGACCACCAACGUGCCAGAAAUUCAGAGAACCAACUUAGCAAGCACAGUGCUCUCGCUCAAGGCCAUGGGCAUCAAUGACCUGCUGUCCUUUGACUUCAUGGAUGCCCCACCCAUGGAAACCUUGAUCACAGCCAUGGAGCAGCUGUACACGCUAGGGGCCCUGGAUGACGAGGGCCUGCUUACUCGCCUGGGCCGCAGGAUGGCAGAGUUCCCUCUGGAGCCAAUGCUGUGCAAAAUGCUGAUCAUGUCUGUGCAUCUGGGCUGCAGUGAGGAAAUGCUGACCAUUGUGUCCAUGCUGUCUGUGCAGAACGUCUUCUACAGGCCCAAAGAUAAACAAGCCCUUGCAGAUCAGAAGAAGGCCAAAUUCCACCAGACCGAAGGGGACCACCUCACCCUGCUGGCCGUGUACAACUCCUGGAAGAACAACAAGUUCUCCAACCCUUGGUGCUACGAGAACUUCAUCCAGGCCCGUUCUCUGCGCCGGGCCCAGGACAUUCGCAAGCAGAUGUUGGGCAUAAUGGACAGACACAAGCUGGAUGUGGUGUCCUGUGGUAAGUCCACAGUCCGAGUGCAGAAGGCCAUCUGCAGUGGAUUCUUCCGGAACGCUGCCAAAAAAGACCCACAGGAGGGUUACCGGACACUGAUCGACCAGCAAGUGGUCUACAUCCAUCCGUCCAGUGCCCUCUUCAACAGACAGCCCGAAUGGGUGGUGUAUCAUGAGCUGGUGCUGACCACAAAGGAGUACAUGCGUGAGGUCACCACCAUCGACCCCCGGUGGCUUGUGGAGUUUGCACCAGCCUUCUUCAAGGUCUCUGACCCGACCAAGCUAAGCAAGCAGAAGAAGCAGCAACGGCUGGAACCCUUGUACAACCGCUAUGAGGAGCCCAAUGCCUGGAGAAUAUCCCGAGCCUUCCGGCGGCGCUGAAAGACAAGAGUAUGUUGGCCUCACCUGCAGCCCUGGGCCAGGGCUCAGCCUCGCUCUUAUUGAUGAGAAGCUGGUCCUGAGGAUACAGCUGUCUGGUGGCUGAAUAUCUCAACUGGGCAUUUCCUAAACUUGACUCUCCUUCCUUCCCUGGUGGUAAAAUAGAAACAGGGAUUUGUGCCUGGUGUGAUCAGAGCCUCCAGGCUCCACCACCCCAAGGAGGGGCCAGCAGGGCUCACACCUGACGUGUGGUCCACUGCGUCAUCUUCAGAAAGGGGAAACUUCUGCAGCUCUUGGAUGGGAAAGGGAAGCCAUGAGCGUCUGCUUCGUGGAUUCAGUGAGGGCUCUGAGGCCCUGACUGGUACUCUGUAGGGGAGGGAGCCAUGAAGCUCACCCAAAGUGUUGGCCUCCCCCCUCUCCUUCAUACCCCUGUCCAGCCCCUGUCCUUUUGCUUAACCUCCUGCAAAUAUUUAUUUUCAUAAGGAAACAAAAAUGGUUCUCUGUGGCUGUUUCUUUUAGCUGAAAGGUUAGGCUGUUGGCCUGGGCUGAAGGUGGGGAGAUUUAGUAUCUGAGGCUUCAGUGGAGAGUCCCCUGAAACCAGAGCCUGGGGCUCUUUGGACUGAAGGGUGACGCACACCCAGACCUCCAGUGUUAUCUCUCAGCAUCAGCACUGGUCCAGAGCUGCAAGGACCACACCGUGAUUAACCACAUCCACUGCACAGGCAUUCUGCUCUGGGAACCUUAGUGAUUACAGAUGCCGCAUAUUAAAUACAGAAGGCUCUCCCUGGCUCCCUCUCCCACCUGCCAAACUCACAACAUGCAGUGCGUCCUAUUUCCUCUUGAAACACACAAGUAGUCGCACAACUUUCAGCUUAUUUUUGGUUUUAUUUUUAUCCCCCUGAUCUCUUUAACAGAAUUUUCUCUGGUCAAAGCCUCUCUUCCUCCACCCCAAAGUGAAAUCAACAUCACACCUCUCAGAGCCUAUUAGUGCUACCCAGGACCUGUGCUCCUGGCUGUGUGCUUGGUGGUUUUUCUCCUAGCAUUUGGUUGGGGAAUGGCCUCUUUCCAGGGCCCUGCUCAUAUUUAUCCUGACAAGCCUCUAGACUUGGAAGACCAUCAGGCAGAUGCUGCCAGGCCAGGCUGUGGAACUUCUGGGAAGUUGGUUUGGUGGAGAAACCCCUGGCAGAUUGGGCACAUCCUGUGUUAUGGCCCGAACUGUCUCCUGUCUCCCUACACUUGAGAGUUCUGAAAUGAUAUAAAUACUAGGACUACUCUACAGUGGUAUGUUGGACACUAAAGGAGACUUCUACAACCUACUAGGAUGUAAAGGAAUGUAGGCCACUGUUGGGCAGCAGACCUGUCUAAGGACACAAUUCAGAAACAACCCAGCAGAGUCUGUUGAUGGUAGAUCCCUGCCCCUUCAUUAGCUGAGUGAGCUCCUGCGAGUCUCGGUGUGCCUUGCAGGAAACCUAGGCCAGCAGUUGAAGUCAGAGGUUCUAAAGGUCCUUUAAGGCCUUGUGGGGAGACGGAGGAAACUGAAGCAGAAGCAGAGGCUGGCUACCCAGAAUUAAGAUUCCUGGCCAGGUCUGUCUGGUUUAGGAACAAACUCUGGGCUUGGCAGCCCACCUGUCCCAGCUGGGUGACCAGCAUUGACGGCAUUGGCACCUCUGAAGUCAUCACCGCCAAGAAAGGAGGUUUGGAUUUUAAGCUGAAGUUGAAAGGGGGAUGUUUAGCAGUCCAAGGCUGAGAGACAGUGGGCUGGUCAUCUUUCUGGGUUAGGUGAGCAAAAGGGACCCCGGCUCUGCGGGUGUUCUUGAACAUCUCCCCAAACAGCUGGAGUCACCGUCUGUGCUGUGACAGCAUGACAGGGGUCUGACCUUUUGACUGUCCAUGAGGAAACAGCAUGUAUGCAGCUCUGCUGAGCCCGCCUAGAGAGAACGGGGGGCUCCCGGCCAGAUUGGGCAGGAGGACCCGCCUGCUGCUCCUACACAAUGGGGCCCUUGUUUCUCUUCCUUGAAGCAGUAUUUCCCGAGAUGGAGUGACAGCCCAGAAGAGGAUGUGGGUCUCGUGCAAGGAGCUGGAAACAUCUUGCUGUUUAUCCCACCCCUGCGGGAGCCUGCCCCUGCACUUGUGCCGAGUCUGUGCCUGUCUGUGUGCUGGGGGACUGGCCCUGUGGGCCAUGUGUCAGCUCUCCUGUUGGGUCAGGCGCCUUGGUCCAGGGUUUCCCUUCAUCCAGUUUGGAGUGCGGCUCGGUUUUGGCUGUCUCUCCUUCAGCCAGAGAAUUCUCUCCUGUGGUCGUAGUUGUGGUCUGGUAGCCAUCUCCUCCUCAGAGCAGUGCCUUCCACAUGUAAGGAUUUGAACAGAGUUCUGAGGAGUGGCUUGUUAGCAUUCCAGAGGACAGAGGUCACAUGACUCAGCCCGUGGAGACCUUUCCAGGACCCUGUCUCUCCUAAGGCACCUACUGGGACCUCAGGGUUUCCACUUGACCUUUGCCCCUCUUCUCACCAUGAUAGCCUAGGUUCCAUGCACAAUUGCAGGCUUCCCUGGGUUGGGAAGAUCUCCUGGAGGAGGAAAUGGCAACCCAUUCCAGAAUUCUUGUCUUGGGAUAUCCCAAGGACAGAGGAGCCUGGCGGGCUAUAGUACAUGGAGUCAAAAAGAGUUGGACGUGACUGAGCGACUAACACUCAUGUACAAUUAUGUGUUUUUUAAAACUUGUUUUUUAAAAAUUUUCUGUCUAUUGCUGUAAAGUUAGCACAUUGUUUUCUGUUUCUGGGGAGAAAAAAUAACAUUGCUUUUUAUUUGU
This is a messenger RNA of Dama dama (fallow deer), 6604 nucleotides long. RefSeq names its product DEAH-box helicase 8 (gene DHX8). Gene Ontology annotation, molecular function: RNA binding; RNA helicase activity; ATP binding. The coding region runs from base 148 to 3804 and encodes 1218 amino acids. The transcript has 23 exons. Gene Ontology annotation, biological process: spliceosomal complex disassembly; mRNA splicing, via spliceosome. The record is from RefSeq and is a predicted model, not a curated record. Gene Ontology annotation, cellular component: catalytic step 2 spliceosome; intracellular anatomical structure. Lineage: Eukaryota; Metazoa; Chordata; Mammalia; Artiodactyla; Cervidae.